AUGUCACCACCUAAAAAAGACUUAAGAAGACAAAAAGAACAAAUAAAGAACACGAAGAUCGAGAAGAUAUUGUGGUCAAUGAAAUUUUACGUGAUUAUUGAAUAUUGUUUCGGAAUUUUCAGGUUUUGUCUUGUGAAUCAUGAAUUAAAACCACCAAAUAAAUUAAUGAGAAUAUUAAGUGCCGUAAUACCCAGUGUCCAUGUCGUGAUGUUUACCAUAUUUUUCGAACGCUCCGAUAUUUACCAGAAGAACUGGGAAUUUAUUGGAAAUAAGAUACCACAAAGCUUCAUCCUUAUACAAUACCUUAUAUUUGCACUUUCAUGCAGUUUUUAUUUAAACAAAAACUGCAAAAAUCUUAUCAACAAUUUAGCCGACCUUGAUUCAGCGCUUGAUGCGAAUACCAACGACUGCUUCUAUAAAAAAAAUCGGUAUGAAACCAUUAAGUAUUUGAUUAUUCUUGGUGUGUUCCAUGCACUUGAUAGCAUAGCGGACUUAGUCUUUAAUGAGAAUCAUACGAUAUCCGAAAUAAUUACGUUACCAACAUAUUUUCUAGAAAAUUUAGAGAUACUGGUCUUCUGUAAUUUGGUUCUUAUGUUACAACGCAGACUUGAAAUUAUUAAUGGACAUUUGACCAUAUUUGUCGAGAACAAAGCAAAUGAAAAGUUAUUUGUAACUACAGUUAGAGAGCGACGGGAGGAACCUGACGAAGGAUAUGACUUCAUAGGGCUGCCUUCAAAUAACAAUACGAAAAUCCGAGAUCUAGCCGUGAUUUAUGACAAAAUUGGAAACAUUUGCUUCUUAAUCAAUGAAACAUUUAACUUACAACUUUUUUUAACCCUGUUGUCUACUUUUACAAAUGUUAUUAUUAUUAUAGUAUGGUCGACGAUAAUUUAUUUCCGCUCUCCUGAAUUUAGAUUGAGUAUAUUGAUGACAAUUAUGACUUGGUCUACCACAAUAAUUUUUACUAUAACAAUGAUGUCUGUUGCUUGUGAGCGACUGCUGCUCACUCGUAACUGUACCAAAGUUUUGGUUAACAAAGUGAUUAUGAAUUAUGAACUACCGAACGUAGUGAGGAUCCAAGCCAAAGCGUUUAUGGAGCUGAUUGAAGCAUGGCCAUUGCAGAUUUUAGUUUACGAUAUGUUUAUUUUGGAUAUAAACUUAAUGCUCAAGUUUAUUAGUGUUGCGACUACUUACUUGAUAGUUAUUAUCCAACUGUCUCAUUUUAUGUAG
This is a messenger RNA of Manduca sexta (tobacco hornworm), 1230 nucleotides long. RefSeq lists its product as uncharacterized. Gene Ontology annotation, biological process: sensory perception of taste. The coding region runs from base 1 to 1230 and encodes 409 amino acids. The record is from RefSeq and is a predicted model, not a curated record. Lineage: Eukaryota; Metazoa; Arthropoda; Insecta; Lepidoptera; Sphingidae. Gene Ontology annotation, cellular component: membrane. The transcript has a single exon.